Messenger RNA from Acanthoscelides obtectus, 603 nucleotides. Lineage: Eukaryota; Metazoa; Arthropoda; Insecta; Coleoptera; Chrysomelidae. The record is from the annotation of a GenBank genome assembly.
AUGGAGAUAAGAAGUGUGCUACUCUACUGCAUCUUCUUGAGUGCUAAUUAUGCAGCUAUUGCUCUGAAUAUCGACAACUUCAGGCUGAAUGCGACUAUAAGUGACUUAAUAACCCAUUCCCUGAGCAGUUGUAUCGCUGGUAACCCAAAGCAGCUCCAACUUGGAAGCAACAUUUUGUUCUCUGAAUUCAUAACAAGAGAGGAUGAGAGCAUAUACAUUGUUGACUUUUUUCUCAAAGCUUUGGGAUCCCAACGUAAGUUGAUUCAUAACAAUAUUUUGAGCGAAGCUGGUAAGAGAUAUGAAAAUUUUGCCGGCAGCUUUCCAGAUACUUUGAUUGUACAUAUCGCACAUGCAGAAGAUUUGACCUAUAACGCUAUAUUUUUUCAUCCAUUUGACACCAGCAAUCCAACUGUCAUUGUGAUAUGUACUGAUGCAUCUUCAAAACCAAAUAGACUAGCAAGACAUAUUUUUAAUGUGACUUUGGCGAGACGUUUGUUAAAUACUAUAAUUUUGCUUCCGGAAUAUCACAACAUUCAAUAUAUACAGCUGGUCAUCAAAAAAAGGGCGUUGCUUAAAGUCUAUAAAGGUGCACAAAGUGAAUAG